AUGAGAUGUUUACUCGCAAUCUUGUUGAUCUUGUCGGGACUUGGCCCAGCCAUGGCCUCCCCGGGCGACUGGUUGGAUGAGUUCAUAGAGUGCAACGAAGAAUGCACGGCAAUUAGACAAUGUUUUGGGCCAAAUGAAUCGGGCUUCCUGACUUCACACAAGUCGUCAAAUUUCAAAAGGACUCCCUUCCUGUUGAGACAUUUUCUCCUAUGGGACUGUGCAUCUGACUGCGAUUACCAGUGCCAGCAGAUCGUAACUAAAGAGCGCAUAGCAAGCGGUAAGAAAAUCGAGCAAUUUCACGGGAAAUGGCCCUUUAAACGUGUUUUGGGAACGCAAGAGUUUUUUUCCACGGUUUUCAGCGUUGGGAACUUCAUUCCGCACUACAGAGGUCUAAAACUACUUGCAGCCGAAAGGAAGCGGACUCCCGCGUGGAACAAGGCCAGAGUGCUUCUAACAAGUUACAUGAGCGUUGCCGUGGUAGGAAUGCUUGCGUGGACGGCCAGCACAGUUUUCCACACGAGAGAUGUGGACAUUACGGAAAAAUGUGACUACUUUUUCGCGGGAGCUACCGUGCUCAGCGGAUUCCAUGCCAUCUCGAUCCGAGUUUUUCGUCUUGAUUGCCUUGACGGCGUACGAAGAAUCUUCAGCUAUUCUGUGGGAGCCCUGUUCGCGCUACAUAUUUUACGUUUGCUCCUCGACUGGUCCUACACCUACAAUAUGCGAUUCAACAUUUUCUUUGGCGUGCUUCAGUACCUGCUGCUUAUUGCGCUUGCAUAUCGGAAUUAUACUAAGCUGAAGACACUUUCGUAUUCUCGAAAGCCUCGCUACGCAUCGAAAAGUUCCCUGCUCAAUCGCCUUUGCCUUGUACCCGUUGGUCUCGUGAUCGGGACGUCGCUGGCAAUGAGCUUCGAGCUGUUUGAUAUCUUCAACUAUGAUCUACAAAUCGACUCGCACUCGAUCUGGCAUGCGUGCACUGUAUUGCCCUCGUGGAAAUUAUACGACUUUUUCGUCGAUGAUAUCGUUCAUUUGAAGGCGUGCGAGAGCGAUAAUAUGAACGCGGAAUAA
Molecule: messenger RNA, 1065 nt
Organism: Lachancea mirantina
Lineage: Eukaryota; Fungi; Ascomycota; Saccharomycetes; Saccharomycetales; Saccharomycetaceae
Source: the annotation of a GenBank genome assembly